Messenger RNA from Enhydra lutris kenyoni (northern sea otter), 1278 nucleotides. RefSeq lists its product as uncharacterized. The record is from RefSeq and is a predicted model, not a curated record. Lineage: Eukaryota; Metazoa; Chordata; Mammalia; Carnivora; Mustelidae. The transcript has 5 exons.
AUGGGAGCAGCGGGGGGAGGGCUCCGUGAGGCGUGGGGCGGGCUCCGGGCUGCGCGCUCGCCGGGGAAGCAGAAGCACAGCGGUGCCGUGGCCGAGCGGGAGGAGCCGGUCGGACUGUGGGAGUGCCGGGUGGCUCGCCGUGUCCGCCUCGGGCUGUGCCCCUGCGCUGCGCACUCGCGACCCGGCGCUGGCGCUGCGCUUGGCGAUGGUGGAUAUGAGGAACAGAUUGAAGGGAUGACCAGAAGGAGCAAUGGCGGGAGUCUGGACAACGGCCGGACUUUCACUUCCAGGGGCGCACAGGGGACCCACACACCAAAUAUUCUGUCUCGCUCAGUAAUUGAAAUCUCUCUCGGCGCGGCAGCCAGGAAUCGACGGGAUUUCUCUGCGGUUUGCGCUGCCUGUAUCCGAAUAAAUUGAGCUCGCAGGCAUCCGGCAGGAAACGGCUCCCGGUUGGAGUGUACACGGACGCAUCGGCCCAGCACGGGACGCGAGGUGGCUCCUGGUGAUUGUGUGGCUGUAGGUCUGGCCUCCGAAGGAGGCUGGACUAUCAGCGCCCUCAGGCCGGGAGCGGCCCCUUGCUGCCCCGCAGUGCCCGGCAGCCCCCACCUCUGGUGGUGCUUCGGGAACCUGCCCGGCCAAGUCCGCCCGGGGCGAAAACUGAAAGCAAAUUCCGCGGCAAAUGAAGCCCAAACUUUCUUCGACGCAACUUUGCCACAAUGAUUCGGUGGCGACUUAGGACGGCGCGCUGGUCUGUGCGCGUGCAAGGUGGGGGUGGUGGGCGAAGAAAGCUUGGGGCGGCCGAGCCUGGCCCUAGAUGAAACACUAGGGAAGGCGCCUCCCCUUCCUUAUUUCUCGCCAAUUCCUCGGCCCCAAUCCGUAAAAAUAGUUUCCAAUGUGUGGCGGACGCCCAGGAUGUGUUUGUGGGGAUCGCACCAGGGAGAAGGAAGCUUUGUGAAAGUUGCAGAAAGAGCUUUGCCCAGAAGCGUCCGCCCUGCAGGGCUCAAGAAAGCUGAGGACCAGCUCGCCUCUCCGGGGUCUGCGCUGGAAACUCACAAGCGCGGCGCCGCGGUUGGCUGGCGAGGCCGGGAAGCUGAGCCCGCCCGCAAGGCCGCUUCUUGGCACGCUCAGUCCCAGUACCUAAGAGAAGCUUGCACCGAGGUGAGAGGACGAGUGUGCUUUCAGCUCCUGCUCGGCUGUCUAGACCAUCACCGCCGACCUCCCAACUCCCUGGAGCGGGCGCUUCCCCCCUGGGAGCGGCAGUCUUGGGCGGCUAGCUAG